Molecule: messenger RNA, 1437 nt
Organism: Trichogramma pretiosum
Lineage: Eukaryota; Metazoa; Arthropoda; Insecta; Hymenoptera; Trichogrammatidae
Exons: 2
Coding region: 1-1437 (478 amino acids)
Biological process (GO): DNA integration
Molecular function (GO): nucleic acid binding
Source: RefSeq, a predicted model, not a curated record
AUGGCGGCCAGUCGUGUGCAAAGAUGGGCAGUAUUUUCAGCGGGUUAUGAAUAUGAAAUUAAGCACAUUACGGGUGAGAAAAACCAAGCGGACUGUCUAUCGAGACUGUGCGAUAACGAAAAGAGUGAUAUGGAUGAAAGUAAUAGCGAUGAUAAUACGUAUUUCAAUUUCUUUGAAGAGAACGAAAGAGUGAUUACGCUAGAAACUAUUCAAAAAGAAACUGAAAAUGAUGAACAAUUGAAAAUUGUCAAAAACUACAUUCAAAGCGAUUGGCCAAAUAAGAUUGAGGAGAAUUUGAAAUGUUACUAUACUAAGCGCGAUAAAUUGACAAUUGAAAAAUCAUGCGUAAUGUGGGGCCAUCACAUAAUAAUUCCAAAAUCACUUAAAAACGACUUGUUGAAUGAAUUGCAUGAAGUACAUAUGGGUGUAGUAAGAAUGAAAAUGUUGUCAAGAUCGUUUAUUUGGUGGUCACAGAUUGACAAAGACAUUGAAAAUGUUACUAAAUCGUGGCCGGUGGAAGAUUCUAUGUAUCUCGUGAUUAUUGAUGCGCAUUCGAAAGGGGUUGAUGUAAAAGAAAUGAAAAAUAUUAAAGCUGAGACGACGAUUGAAGCGCUACGCGAUUACAUUUGUACUUGGGGUAUACCUGUCAAUUUGGUAACGGACAACGGUCCUACAUUCACGUCGGAAUUAUUUGAAAAAUUCACAAAAAACAAUGGCAUUGAGCAAAUAUUGACAGCACCCUAUCAUCCAGCGUCGAAUGGCGCAGCGGAAAAUGCUGUGAAAUCGUUCAAAACUAAGUUUAAGUUACUCAGGAAAGGAGGAAUGAAUAAAAAAGAGGUAGUAGCCAAAUAUUUAUUCCACUAUAGAUCAUUGCCACAUUGUACAACAGGAAUGUCACCCGCAGAGUUACAUAUCGGGCAUAAAUUCCGAAAUAAAUGGGAUUUGUUAAAAGUUAAGGUAAAUAAUACAGUUACUAAAAAACAAGAAAGCCAAAUAAAUGCUUAUCAUGGAAAUAGAAACAUAGCAUUUGAAAAAUCGAAUUCAGUAAUGGCUAAAGACUACAGAAAUUAUAACUGGAAGCAAAGUAUUAUCACCAAAAAAUUAAGUCCGGUAUCAUACUUUGUUGUAACUCGUGACGAUGAUUUACAGUGGAAACGACACGUAGAUCAAUUAAGACCUUUUAACGUUCAAAUUGAUAAUGAUAACAAUAGUCAAGCUGUAACUCCUAUUAAAUGUGCACUACCAGAGACUGUACCGGUUAUGAAUGAUAAGUGUGAACAAUCAAAUAAAGACGCUGGUAGCGAACAGAUCAUAGAAGAGCCGAUUGUAGCAGCGGAGAGUCAUAUUAAUAAAAAUGUCACUAUGCCAGUAAGACGAUCUAAACGAGUACCUAAGCCUCGGAUCAUGUUAAAUCUAUACGUUUAUAAUGGCUAUUAA